GGACUCGCCAUGGCCGAAGCUUUCGCUGGCGUCUGGAACCUGAUGGACAGCUCCAAUUUCGAUGACUACAUGAAGGCCGUCGGUGUGGGCUUCGCCACAAGACAGAUCGCAAACCUGACCAAACCUACCACUAUUAUCGAAGUCGACGGUGACAAGAUAACUCUCAAGACCCAGAGCACUUUCAAGAACACCGAGAUCUCCUUCAAACUGGGAGAAGAAUUUGAUGAGACCACUGCAGACGACAGGCACGUCAAGUCCCUUGUGACAUUAGAUGGAGGAAAACUCAUCCAUGUGCAGAAAUGGGAUGGAAAAGAGACAUCGCUAGUCCGGGAACUGAAGGAUGGAAAACUAAUUUUGACUCUGACCAUGGGCAACGUAGUCUGCACUCGAACUUAUCACAAAGCGGAAUGAGGGCUUCCGCCUGCUU
Molecule: messenger RNA, 427 nt
Organism: Euleptes europaea (tarantolino)
Lineage: Eukaryota; Metazoa; Chordata; Lepidosauria; Squamata; Sphaerodactylidae
Gene: FABP3
Product: fatty acid binding protein 3
Exons: 4
Coding region: 10-411 (133 amino acids)
Biological process (GO): fatty acid transport
Cellular component (GO): nucleus; cytosol
Molecular function (GO): fatty acid binding
Source: RefSeq, a predicted model, not a curated record